AUGUACUCUGGAAGCAAAUAUGUGGGUAGCGCUGCCGGAUCAACAUUCGCAAGAAUAUUCUUCAAACAACUCAAUCUGGUUCCUUCAUGGGCUACCGGCCAACAAGGGGGAAGCCUAGACAUGUGUCCGUCGGAGAGGUCCGCUGCUCUUCCACCCCAGCCAGUUGCUCGAUCUCUACUCGCUAUCUACAUCGCUCGCGUUCACAUCUGGUGGCCAUUCCUUCAACUGCCCUACCUAAGGAGAGUCUUUCAGCACAUAUAUCAAGAACCAAGGCAAUGCGCCGAUCACGAGAAGUUUAUCGUAUUCAUUGUGCUUGCGCUGGGAAGCUGCCAGGUCACCCUGAAAGACAAGGAUUCUCCCGCCACAUUAGAUCUCAACGAUUCUACUUCGUAUUUCCAAACAGCUCUACGAUUCUUCAACAAUUUCCAUGACCACCCUCGAGACCUGUUUGGCAUACAGGCAGUCUUGUUACUGGCUGUGUGGAUGCUUGACUCGUCUUGCAGCAGCCACAACAAUGAUCUGUGGCAACUCAGCAGGUAUAUCAUGUCUUGUGCCAUUGAAGCUGGACUGCAUAGACACAAUACCGACUGGGGAUUUACAGCUGAAGAGCUGGAAGUGAGGAACCGGACCUGGUGGUGUGCUUACAAUCUUGAGCGACAAGUUGCUACAAUCACAGGUCGCGUGCUGUCCAUACGCGAUCAUGCCAUACACGCUUUGUUACCCACAGCUUCAAGUUUCGACAGUCUAAAUACACUCGAGAGUUCGGCAGCACCCAUCUUCCACAAACACAACGUUCAGCCCUUGCGCCACAUGAUAGCCCUUCGUCGUAUCGGCGGUCGCAUUCUGGAGUCCAUCUACAUCGCCAGAGGACCAGAUGGCACAGCCAUGGACACUACGUUUCAGCAGAUCUGCACAACAUCCGAUCAAAUCCGUCGAGAUCUUGAGACGUGGGAGCAGCAACUGGAAGUCAUGACACUGAAACCUUCUCGCGAGUACUCUGAGAUGAAGAUUGAAUACUGUCUCUUGCAGCUUCUGUUGCAUCGACCGUCGCCGACUUUCAUGGUACCUUCUCGCCAGAUGGCGUCGUACUGUUCUAGAGCGGUAUCGACUGCAAUUCACCACUGGUCAAAGAUUGAUGUAGAGUAUGGCAUCUCGGCAGUAUGUCGUUGUUUUCGACAACUUCAUGAUAUUCUCUUAGUCGGCUUGGCUGCUCUAUACUGCGACUGGCAGAGCAUGGCACUCCCACAAACAAGGACCGAGGAUGCGCAAAGAGGAUGUCGACAUAUGGGCGACACUAGUGCCUGCCUUGAUCUCAUUGAACGGGGAAUAUCUCACAUGAAAGGAUCUCAUCUUACACGAUACCGAGAUCUCUUCCAAGCUGUGAGGAACAAGAUCUAUUCAGGGACCUCGGUCACCGAGACCUCGCCAAUGGAGUCCAUCCACGUCGACCCGACUGCACCUCCAGAGCCGUAUGCUACAUCAGAAGGCCUUACCUUUGCUUCCAAUGAUGAAAUGGUGUACUCCAUGGGGGAUGGUGUGGAAGCCUAUAUGAAUCAAGUGAACGAGUUCUUGGAUGGUGGAGGCUUCGAUGUGGAUGAGGCUCUCAAUGCCUGGUAUGAAGCUCUUAUGGAAGAAAUGCAGCGCAACUAA
Molecule: messenger RNA, 1650 nt
Organism: Fusarium falciforme
Lineage: Eukaryota; Fungi; Ascomycota; Sordariomycetes; Hypocreales; Nectriaceae
Product: Fungal-trans domain-containing protein
Exons: 4
Coding region: 1-1650 (549 amino acids)
Biological process (GO): DNA-templated transcription; positive regulation of transcription by RNA polymerase II
Molecular function (GO): DNA-binding transcription factor activity, RNA polymerase II-specific; zinc ion binding; sequence-specific DNA binding
Source: RefSeq, a predicted model, not a curated record